AUGCUGCCCUGCCUCACCCUGCUUCUCCUGGUAGGGCCGUCUGUGUCCUCCGCAACAGGGGACAGUGGAGAGGAACUGGCACUCAGCGCUGAAGCAAGGCCCUGGGUGACCCUGAUCUUAGAGGAGGACGCUGUCCCCAGCAUUCAGCUCCAGCUGCAGGAGGGGAAGAGGAGCAAGGCGAACCAGUUCUUUGGACUGAUGGGGAAGCAGGUGGAAGGUGAGUGA
Sciurus carolinensis (gray squirrel) is the source of this 225-nucleotide messenger RNA. It is a transcript of the gene Tac4, whose product is annotated as tachykinin precursor 4. The transcript is spliced from 2 exons. Lineage: Eukaryota; Metazoa; Chordata; Mammalia; Rodentia; Sciuridae. The record is from RefSeq and is a predicted model, not a curated record. Bases 1 to 225 code for a protein of 74 amino acids.